AUGCCCUGCCCCUGCACCUGCCUCUUUUCAAUUCAGGCUACACCUGCCCCUAGCCAAGCACCUAGCUCGCGCUGCUCCAAAUGCUGUGUUUCAAGAGCACUUUCUGAGCGGUUGGGUGUUUUGUCUCGAGGUCAGAUCACCCUGCUGGGGCAGGAGGAGGCCAUUGCCAUUGACGAGGAGCUGAUGUCAACGCCAGGCUUCUCAGUCGACCAGCUCAUGGAGCUCGCGGGCCUCUCCGUGGCCAGCGCCGUGGUGGAGGCCUAUCCCGACCUCCGCCGAGUGCUCAUCCUGUGUGGCCCCGGGAACAAUGGUGGCGAUGGCCUGGUGGCCGCACGACACCUGUAUCACUUCGGCUACUCACCUACGGUCGUGUAUCCCAAGAGACCGGACAAGCAGCUGUUCGUGAACUUGGUGACUCAAUGCGAACAGCUGAAGAUCCCGGUCCUCUCUGAACUGCCCGAUCUCCAAGGCUUUGAGGUGGCCCUUGAUGCUGUCUUUGGUUUCUCCUUUAAGGGCACGCCACGACCGCCCUUUGCCGAGAUGCUGAAGGCUAUUCAAAUCUCAAGCUUGAAGGUCAUGUCUGUGGACAUCCCAAGCGGUUGGGAUGUGGAGAAAGGGGACACCACGGGCGACGGGCUGCAACCCGAUGCCUUGAUCUCCCUGACGGCGCCCAAGAAAGCGGCUGCCCAUUUUAAUGGUCGACACUUCCUAGGGGGGCGAUUCGUUCCCCCGGGUAUUGUGGAGAAAUACAAGCUGCGGCUGCCGGCCUAUCCUGGCGUUUCGCAGAUAGUUGAACUCCUCGACAAGUCCGAGCUCUGA
Messenger RNA from Durusdinium trenchii, 819 nucleotides. The record is from the annotation of a GenBank genome assembly. NCBI's taxonomy places the organism in Eukaryota, Dinophyceae, Suessiales, Symbiodiniaceae.